Messenger RNA from Populus nigra (black poplar), 1743 nucleotides. Its product is annotated as tyrosine-protein phosphatase DSP1-like. The transcript is spliced from 6 exons. Gene Ontology annotation, molecular function: phosphatase activity. NCBI's taxonomy places the organism in Eukaryota, Viridiplantae, Streptophyta, Magnoliopsida, Malpighiales, Salicaceae. Gene Ontology annotation, biological process: protein dephosphorylation. Gene Ontology annotation, cellular component: cytoplasm. The coding region runs from base 226 to 942 and encodes 238 amino acids. The record is from RefSeq and is a predicted model, not a curated record.
UCAAAACAAUUCCACUCACUCGCGUGCGUGUAUGGGCUCACCACCCUCCUUUUCUUAUAACUUCCAGCGCCACCUGUUUUUUUUUUGACCUUUAGCCCAACAUCUCUCUCCUUUUUAACUGCCAAACAAGAAGGUUUUUUUUAAAAAAAGCAGCAGCAGCAGAAGGACCGCUGUACAGUACCUAGCAGAACAUCCCUCGUGAUUCUCUCAACAAAAACUUCUCACAUGAAAAUAGUCCACACCUCCGCCGCCAACGGUGAUGACACCAUCUACAAGACAAUCGAAGUGGCUGUUAUUGACCGACGCGAUCUCACUCCACCUCCGGUGUUUCCUUUUCCUGUUGUCGGAGACGAACUUAAUCUUAUUCCACCUCUAAACUUUGCUAUGGUAGAUAAUGGCAUCUUUAGGUCUGGUUUUCCUGACUCUGCUAAUUUCUCUUUUCUCCAAACACUCGGCCUCCGCUCUAUCAUAUGUCUAUGUCCCGAGCCAUAUACAGAGGCGACCACGGAGUUUCUAAAGGAUGGUGGAAUCAGGCUCUAUCAGUUUGGGAUCGAGAGUUAUAAGGAGCCAUUCGUAAACAUCCCGCAGGAUACAAUUCGUGAAGCACUUCAAGUGGUCCUUGAUGUGAAGAAUCAUCCAAUUCUGAUUCAUUGUAAACGGGGAAAGCACCGAACUGGUUGUCUUGUUGGUUGCCUUAGAAAAUUGCAAAAGUGGUGUCUCUCAUCCAUAUUUGAUGAGUAUCAGCGGUUUGCUGUUGCAAAGGCUAGAGUUUCAGAUCAAAGAUUUAUGGAGUUGUUUGAUGUUUCUACCUUAAAGCAUUUGCCAAUGUCGUUUUCAUGCUUGAAGAGGCAUUUUUGGAUGAAAGAUGCAAAAAGGAGUAAAUUGGAGGUAAUUGGCAGAUUUGACGUUCAGUCGAUGUUUUGUGCAGAGCGUGAGUUCUAGAGAUCGAAAUGAAGUGAUUCCAGUGGCACUAAAAAGCUAACAUCCAUACCUUUUUGGAAAUGUAAUGCAAGAAAAAUAAAAGGAGAAAGAUCAUGGAAAUCACAUCCUGCAAAGUCAAAUCUCACAUUCUGCCAAUGUUGACCUUUGGCCAUUCAAAAUUUAAUAUCUGGAGCUACAGAAGUCCAAUUGAUGCAAAAUCAAUUUUAAUGGAUUCCUAAUUCAAAUAACUAUCUACGAUCCAAAUCUCAGCCAAAAAAGAUGUCAUAUGAGGGAGAUAUGAUUUUCCAAAUAUGACAACUGAAUUCUGCCAGCAAACAGGUUUCGUGAAGAAACGAGUCCAAAUUACAUUCCGAAGCAUCUAAACUGACAUCCAAGUUUUUAUAUCAUAAAUUUAGCUCCUCUAAGUCAGAGUUUGAAGAUUUCAUGCAAGGCUAUUUCUCCUUUUUAGGAAAAAUAGUUAUUGAAGUACUUAAAUGUAAAUUGUCAACUUAAGGAAGGACUAUUUUGUAAAAUAGAGACUAGGGUUUCUUAGCAUAUAAAAAGAAAGAGAGAAAGGGCAGAAGCCAGCAGAAAAGAGGGAGGGUAGAAGGAGGCAGCAGCCAGCAAAGAAUAAAAACAAAUUCUCUUCUCUACAAACCCAAAAAAUCAUGCUCUUUUCAUUCUUUAAAAGUAGUUGUUCAAUAGUUAUGCAAGGCUAAGCUCUUUUCUUGGUUGCAAGGACACAACAAACCUUUGGAUUUCAAGAACCGUGAGAUUUAUUCUUCCUUCUAUUUUCAUUUUAUAUUAUGAAUGAUUAUGAUU